AUGAUACCUGGAGGCUUAACAGAAGCUAAACCUGCAACUCCAGAAAUCCAGGAGAUGGUUAAUGAGAUUAAACCACAGCUUGAAGAACAAACAAAUGAGACUUAUGAAGAAUUUAAAGCUAUAGAGUAUAAAACUCAAGUGGUUGCCGGAGUAAAUUUCUACGUGAAGGUACAAAUAGGUGAUAAUACGUAUCUUCACCUGAAAAUAUUCAGAAGUCUGCCUGGACAAAGUGAGUCUUUGACACUUACUGGUUUCCAGACUGGCAAAAGCAAAGAUGAUGAACUGACAGGCUUUUAG
Molecule: messenger RNA, 297 nt
Organism: Orycteropus afer afer
Lineage: Eukaryota; Metazoa; Chordata; Mammalia; Tubulidentata; Orycteropodidae
Gene: CSTA
Product: cystatin A
Cellular component (GO): cytosol
Molecular function (GO): cysteine-type endopeptidase inhibitor activity
Source: RefSeq, a predicted model, not a curated record